CCUCAAACACGUACAAAAGCCCGCAACAGCGCUCACUGCUCCAAACCAUCUCUCCCCAUCUUCUUCCACUCCAAUUGACCGUACUCUGUACGUCUGCAUUUCUCCGUGUGAUUUGUUCUUCUCACUUGUUCGAUUCCUGUUUCAUCCACACAUAGUCGCAAAAUGGCCCCCAAAAAGGCUGCGCCUUCCAUCUCCGUCCGCCCUGACGCCCUCAGCGACGAAAAAUGCAUCAUCACCGGCGAGAUCGAUGGCUUCAAGCGCAAGGAGGCUGAGCAGAUCCUCAUCAAUGCGGGUGCGACGAUCGAGAAGAGCUUGAACAAGAAGGUCACGCUUGUUGUCCUCGGUGCAGAUGCCGGCCCCCAGAAGCUGGAGAAGAUUGAAAAGCUCGGGAUCGAGACAAAAGACUGGGAUGAGCUGAUUGAGGAGAUCAAGGGCGAUGGGGGUGCUGCUCCGGCUGACGAUGAUGAGGAAGAUGACGAGGACGAGGAAGUAGAUGAGCCUGAGGAGCCCAAGCCCAAGAAGAAGGCCGCUCCCAAAGAGAAAGCCGCGCCCAAACCCAAAGCCAACACAAAGGCCAAGGCCGACCCGGCACCAGCAGCCAAACCCGCAGCUAGCGGCUCUGGCGACGACUUUCUUUCUGCAAAACACGUGAUCAUCACUGGGACCAUCACAGGACACGAUCGCAAGGACGCCCAGGCGAUUCUGGAGAAGGAGGGCGCCAUCUUCGAGAAGUCACUCAACAAGAAAGUCGAGCUUGUUGUCCUCGGCCAGAACCCAGGCCCGGACAAGCUUGCGAAGAUCAAGGAGCUCGGUGCCGAGACCAUCGAGUGGAAAGAGGUCGCCGAGAAGCUCGGUCUUGAGCUUGCCCCUGAGAAGAAAGUCGCCAAUGUCGAGGCGGGCGAUGCACCGGAUUCCAUUGACGGAAAGACGCUGCUCAUCACUGGUGAAAUCGACGGCUUCACCCGCAGCAAGCUGGGCAUCGAUGCGGAGGCUAGCGAGCCGCCGAAGAAGAAAGCGAAGAAGAACUAGGUGUCUUGUCGGAGCUUGUCCGCAGUGUAAUUAUGUUACGGAAUUCGCUUGAGUGUCGUUGCUUAUGAUCCAUCCUGAAGCUGGCUUCCUAGCUUUUCUCGACAUGAUUCUUCGCGGAAACAAUAUACCCCUUUGAACUGGUACCUGCGCAUAUUCUCUGCUGUGCUCCUUCUCCGUACAUCUACACUUGAG
Paraphaeosphaeria sporulosa is the source of this 1221-nucleotide messenger RNA. RefSeq lists its product as uncharacterized. The record is from RefSeq and is a predicted model, not a curated record. Lineage: Eukaryota; Fungi; Ascomycota; Dothideomycetes; Pleosporales; Didymosphaeriaceae. The transcript has 3 exons. Bases 163 to 1029 code for a protein of 288 amino acids.